Molecule: messenger RNA, 444 nt
Organism: Hydatigera taeniaeformis
Lineage: Eukaryota; Metazoa; Platyhelminthes; Cestoda; Cyclophyllidea; Taeniidae
Source: the annotation of a GenBank genome assembly
AUGACGCAAGUAUUCCGUGCAGUCGAUGGACUUAGCAAGGCGGGCAGCAUUGCCAAGCCACAUGGUGUAGUUGGAGGGGUUCUCGUCGACAUGAGGUGGAUGGAGGUGCGUCUGCAAUCCCAACACCCAUUCCAACCAGUGGCUGCGAAGCGAUUACAUCGAAACAUCACUCUCUCAGCCAGCAACACGUCGCAGCAACAGAAAGAGGGCAAGCGGGCGGCAUGUAGCGUUGAAGCGUCCGAUCAGCCUCGCCUCAUUAGUGCACCACUUGUUAUGAAAAAGGCAGGCCUGCCUCACACACCAAUUCUGCCUGUUGAAGCGACCUCCUUCGUGUUGCUGCCCGCCUCUAAGUUCAUUUGGGUUCAUGCAAGUGCACUUGCGAGAAUGCAAACACGCACCAUUGGAGAUACAUUUUUAUUGUUGGAGCGCAUCGUGCCGGUCUAA